Messenger RNA from Penicillium taxi, 735 nucleotides. RefSeq names its product imidazoleglycerol-phosphate dehydratase HIS3 (gene his3). The transcript has 2 exons. Gene Ontology annotation, molecular function: imidazoleglycerol-phosphate dehydratase activity. NCBI's taxonomy places the organism in Eukaryota, Fungi, Ascomycota, Eurotiomycetes, Eurotiales, Aspergillaceae. Gene Ontology annotation, biological process: L-histidine biosynthetic process. The record is from RefSeq and is a predicted model, not a curated record. The coding region runs from base 1 to 735 and encodes 244 amino acids.
AUGGCCCUCACCGCUCGGACAGCGUCCAUUUCACGGACUACCAAUGAGACCAAGAUUCAAGUCUCUCUCUCCCUUGACGGAGGCAUUCUCCCAGCCUACGAACCAACCACCUUCUUCCCAUCGCCAACAGACCCUCAAGAAGCUGAGGCAGCCAAGAAAGGCAUUGUCCGCCCCACUGAUGCCGACCAUGCGACUCAAUUCACUCCCACCCAGCAAAUCACCGUAAGCACUGGCAUUGGGUUCCUGGACCACAUGCUCCACGCCCUGGCAAAGCACUCCGGAUGGAGUCUAGCAGUGCGGGCCAAGGGCGAUCUGUACAUCGACGACCACCACACAACAGAGGAUGUAUUCCUCGCCCUCGGCACAGCAUUCACAAAGGCUCUCGGCGCCCGCCAAUCACUAGCCCGUUUUGGUCGCGGAGAUGCCCCGCUUGACGAAGCUCUCUCCUGGGCUGUCAUCGAUCUCUCCAGCCGGCCAUGGGCUGUUAUCAACCUCGGCUUUAAGCGCGAGAAGAUCGGUGAAUUGAGCACUGAGAUGAUCACCCAUGGUCUGCAGAGCUUCGCGCAAGCUGCAGACGUCACCCUGCAUGUUGGCUGCACUUACGGUGAUAACGACCACCACCGUGCGGAGAGUGCCUUCAAGGCUUUGGCUGUUGCUCUUCGCACGGCUUGUGCGCGUAGGGUGGCUGGUGAGGUUGGCGCCGGCGACGUCGUUAGCACUAAAGGCGUGUUGUAA